Messenger RNA from Phragmites australis (common reed), 995 nucleotides. RefSeq names its product ferredoxin-thioredoxin reductase, variable chain. Gene Ontology annotation, biological process: photosynthesis. NCBI's taxonomy places the organism in Eukaryota, Viridiplantae, Streptophyta, Magnoliopsida, Poales, Poaceae. The record is from RefSeq and is a predicted model, not a curated record. The coding region runs from base 230 to 685 and encodes 151 amino acids. The transcript has a single exon.
UAUUCGCCAAGUUCUCAGGAAUUCAGCAUUGCGGGAACCAAAGCAUCCACCUCACCUCGGCGGGCGAAACCUUACGCAACUCGCAGUGCCGCGCGCCUCUUUCUCUGUAGUUCUACCCGCUCCUCCACCUAUCGUUGCCCUGCUUCUAUCCUCUCCUUGCCUCUCUCGCGCCCACCACCUGUUCGACCCAGCUCCCCAUCCUCCGCCCGCCCGGCCGCCGCAUCCCCCAAUGACGACCGCCACCGCGUCCGUGGCGCCGCCCUCCACCUCCACCUCCUCGGUCCUCCUCCGUCGCCGCCUCCCCUCCCCGGCGCCGGCGUCCGCCUUCGCCCGCCGCCUCGGCCCGCCCCGCCGCGCGCGCCUCCUCAUCCAGGUCACCCUCGCCAGCGAGGUGUCCUCGGACGACGUGGCCGCCGAGGAGGCCGCGGCCGCGCCCAAGAUCGGCAGGCGCGUGCGCGUCACGGCGCCGCUCCGCGUCUACCACGUCGUCAAGGCGCCCGACCUGGACAUCCAGGGCAUGGAGGGCGUCGUCAAGCAGUACGUGGGCGUCUGGAAGGGCAAGCGCAUCACGGCCAACCUCCCCUUCAAGGUCGAGUUCCACCUCACCGUCGAGGGACAGCCCAAGCCCGUCCGGUUCUUCGUCCACCUCCGCGAGGACGAGUUCGAGUUCGUCGGCGACGAAUGAUCGAGGAGUGCGCGCCUGUGGACAAGUAAGCGGACCGCCGUUCUUAUAGAAUAACCAUGGCCGCGGUGGUGGCGUAUGUAUAUUGUUCCGGCCUGCAGUGACAGGGGUGCAACAGGGUAGGAACUUGGAAGGCAUGGCAAGUAAGUUGAUUGCUUGCUUGCUGUUAUGCUGCUCUUCCUCCUCCUUCGGUUCAACAUCUAUUUUGUCAGAUGAGCGGAAUUGUUCGGAUGAUGAUGAUUGAUAGUUGUAAUGGUGAUAAUUUUGUUGCUGCUUAUUUGAUAUGCUUGGUGCUUAGUUAUUUUGCUGAUUA